Molecule: messenger RNA, 1069 nt
Organism: Triticum dicoccoides
Lineage: Eukaryota; Viridiplantae; Streptophyta; Magnoliopsida; Poales; Poaceae
Product: cytosolic sulfotransferase 5-like
Exons: 1
Coding region: 103-1050 (315 amino acids)
Molecular function (GO): sulfotransferase activity
Source: RefSeq, a predicted model, not a curated record
AAGCUUUGCAUCUCCUCCUCCCAUCAACCAUGGCAUGGGUUCCACAUCCAUGAGAGCGCGACCGAGAGAGUAGCGCCACCAGGAGUUCACCUCAUCAAGAAGAUGUGCCAUCCAAAAGUAAGCAUCGAUGAGUUCAUAUCCACACUCCCCCAGAGAAAAGGGUGGUCGCAACCACUCAUCCAGUACAAGAAUUUCUGGUUCAGAGGCCUGCCGCUGGAGCAGAUCCUGCUGGCCCAGGACGCCUUCGAAUCCUGUGCCGAUGACAUCAUCCUCGCCACGCAGCCCAAGUGCGGCACGACUUGGCUCAAGGCCCUUGCCUUCACCAUCGUCAACCGCUCUGGCUACAGCUUCGACGACCACCCCCUCCUCACUAACCACCCUCAGCGCGUCGUGCCAUUCAUCGAGAUCCCUGGUGUUGGCGGCGGUGGCGUGGAUCAUCAUGCACACAUCGAGACGCUUUCUUCCCCGAGGCUUCUCGCCACACACAUGCCGAUGUCGCUGCUCCCACUGGACAUCAGCUGCCGAGUCGUGUACGUGUGCCGGGAUCCCAAGGAUGCCCUGGUCUCAAGGUUGCACUUCGAGAACAGAAUCACCGAGGGUUCCAACCUGUCGAUGGAGAGUGCUUUCAGCAUGUUCUCCAAGGGCUUCUCAUCUUAUGGCCCCUUCUGGGACCACUGCCUCGAGUACUGGAAGGAGAGUCUAGCCAGGCCUAACAAUGUUCUCUUUUUGAAGUACGAAGAGAUCAAGUCAGAUCCGGUGCAAGUCGUGCGGAGGCUAGCAAAGUUCCUCGGCGUCCCACUGUCUCAAGAGGAGGAGAGCUCUGGUGUUGCCCAAGAGGUGGUCAGAUUGUGCAGCUUUGAGAUGCUUACUAGCCUACAAAUUAACCAGGUGGGUGGCAUUGAUCGUGGAAACAAAUGUUAUGUAGGUAAUUCUAUGUUUUUUAGAAAAGGAAAAGUUGGAGACUGGAGGAACCACAUGAGCCAGGAAAUGGGGGAAAAGUUAGACCGCAUCGUCCGAGAGAAGCUCCAGGGGUCAGGACUCACGUUUUGAGUCACGUUGAUUUUGUUAC